This is a messenger RNA of Guyanagaster necrorhizus, 1763 nucleotides long. RefSeq lists its product as uncharacterized. Bases 278 to 1543 code for a protein of 421 amino acids. NCBI's taxonomy places the organism in Eukaryota, Fungi, Basidiomycota, Agaricomycetes, Agaricales, Physalacriaceae. The transcript has 4 exons. The record is from RefSeq and is a predicted model, not a curated record. Gene Ontology annotation, molecular function: protein binding.
ACGAAGAAACAAUUUACAGGCACGUACAACGUUAUCUCCAGCAACAACGUGGAUUAGCUUCGCAGUGAUGCUCCCGCUAGAGCCUGGAGUAAGCCUGGAUUUGAUUAGGUAAUAAUGAUUUUCGGUUAUCUGCAAUUCGGCAACUUGAACCACGACCACGAUUCACUGCAACACAGUCGCGUUGCCUCGCGUUUUAGCUGCCCAAAAGCCUUUUACUUUGAGGUCAUUCCCUCCCUAAUAGAUUCUAAUAGGUCAAAGUUGCUAUAUCUAGAAGAGGAUGACGUCUCAAGCCACAGAAUCAUCACCUCUCACUAUACCUUCUGCCUCAGAACCCAUACUAUCAAUACCCCCUGAGAUAUCGGCCGACAUUUUCGUUUGGGUCGACGUCAUGAAUGAGCAGUGCCACUCCUUCGAUACACCUUGGAUUCUCUCCCAAGUUUGCGGGCGUUGGAGGGACAUUGCCCUAUCCUUUCCACAACUAUGGUCCCGAGUUCACAUAACGGGUCGUCGGGACCAUUUCCUAUCAGGCGCCCUUGCCCGAGUGCAGACCGCUCUUGCCCGCACCCGAUCAUACCCUCUCUGGAUAGAGUAUUCCGAGACGGCUGAUCCUGGCGCACACAUGUGGUCCGCCAUCCUAGAGCAUUGCAACCACUGGAAAACUAUCAAUAUCUUCGUGACUCCAGAAUUCGCCAGUCGCCUCCCAGGCGAACAGCAUUCUCUUCCAUUGUUGGAGUCAUUGGAUUUCCGCUUCACCCGUUACCUGGUUCGCGGAUUGUCUAUCCAGGAGAAUGCUCUUGAUGGGUUCUCUACCGCACCCCGGUUGCGGAAAGUUUCGCUCUACGGAAUCCGCUCACCGUCCUGUCUCAAGCUACCGUGGUCCCAACUGACAACCAUCAACCUCGCUUGUGGAACAGACCGUGACGAGAUCCAGAUACUCCUCAAGACUUCGGAUCUGCAGCGGGUUCUACUUCUUCUUGACCCCGAGAAUGAUGUUCCUCUCCCGGGGCCAUUUGUACAGUCAUCAUUGCGUUCAGUGGAGACAUGGGGUGUCUCACCGCUCCGAUACGUCACUCUUCCCAACCUAGAGGUCUUGAGUGUCUCACAUACUGAUACUCCCUCGCCUAUUCCUAUUAUCCAUUCGUUCAUCUCUCGUUCCCAGUGCGCGCUACGAAAGUUUCAUCUUAACGGUCUAGAGAUCAGUGAGAACCUCCACAGGAUGCUGCUAGAUCUCCCUAGCAUCGAGGACCUCCAGCUAGAAUUCUCCUCGAGCCAGUCUGCAGUUCUACCCAGACUGGAGGAUCUUCAUUUGGUACACCAUGGGUUCGAUGACCCGCUGCUGGAUCAUACUUUUAUUGAUAUGAUUCGGUCAAGACGAUGCGACUUGCAGCCAUCGCUGCAGGUACUGCAGAGUCUUGUCUGCGAGCAUGUCAUCGAUGGGUUGCAGGCCAGCGAUGUUUCCUUCUUGAAGGAGGUUGAAGAACAGGGGCUCAAGUUGUACAUCAACAUCAGUUGUGACGUUGAUUACGGAUCUCGUCCUUGGUAAAAAUUCCCUUCCCAUCCAUUCAAUCAUUCCUUGACUACAGCUAUCGCGCUUUACAUCAGGACGCUUUGGACUAAUCCCGUGCAUUGAUAGAACAAGACAUUACUUAGACUAGUGUAUCUAAUCGUUUGCUUAUGCCACACCGAUAAUUUAGAUUUACCUGUCAUGUCUGUACUGAUAUAUCUUCUCUAAUACACUCUACUCGUUGUUCAGAGUAUGCGGA